Messenger RNA from Molossus molossus (Pallas's mastiff bat), 2220 nucleotides. It is a transcript of the gene AP1S2, whose product is annotated as adaptor related protein complex 1 subunit sigma 2. The coding region runs from base 81 to 701 and encodes 206 amino acids. The transcript has 5 exons. The record is from RefSeq and is a predicted model, not a curated record. Gene Ontology annotation, molecular function: clathrin-cargo adaptor activity. Gene Ontology annotation, biological process: vesicle-mediated transport; intracellular protein transport. Lineage: Eukaryota; Metazoa; Chordata; Mammalia; Chiroptera; Molossidae. Gene Ontology annotation, cellular component: intracellular membrane-bounded organelle; membrane coat; AP-1 adaptor complex.
AACUGAAGAAAGCAUUCUAAGUGAUUGCAGUCUGCCUACAAGUAAUUCAUCCCGGAACAAGAACAGCCUCAGGGUGAAAAAUGAUGCAGUUUAUGUUGCUUUUUAGUCGUCAGGGAAAGCUUCGACUGCAGAAAUGGUAUGUCCCACUAUCAGACAAAGAGAAGAAAAAGAUCACAAGAGAACUUGUUCAAACCGUUUUAGCACGGAAACCUAAAAUGUGCAGCUUUCUUGAGUGGCGAGAUCUGAAGAUUGUUUACAAGAGAUAUGCUAGUCUGUAUUUUUGCUGUGCUAUUGAGGAUCAGGACAAUGAACUAAUUACCCUGGAAAUAAUUCAUCGUUACGUGGAAUUACUUGACAAGUAUUUUGGCAGUGUGUGUGAACUUGAUAUCAUCUUUAAUUUUGAGAAGGCUUAUUUUAUUUUGGAUGAGUUUCUUUUGGGAGGGGAAGUUCAGGAAACAUCCAAGAAAAAUGUCCUUAAAGCAAUUGAGCAGGCUGAUCUGCUGCAGGAGUUUUCCCAGAUUACUUUGCAUCAUCAGCCUUGUGAAUGCCUGGGGAAUCUUAAGGUAAUGGCUUUGUCUUUUUUAAGGAACAUGGGUGGUUUUGAGAACAGGUGUAACUUAAUUCCUCUCAAUGUUUGUGAUCCUACACUUCCCAUUCCACCUGGUCCUUUUUGUAGGGGGGUGAGAAAAAGAUCAUUCUGAGUAUGGAGGAAAGUUGAACAUAUGUAUAUUAAGGAGAAGGAUCGAAUGUAAAGAGUGAUGAAAAACAGUUAUAGAAUAAAGGGGAAAGUAUAUUGGAAGGGUGAAUGGGAAUGGAAUCAGGCAUUGGUCUUGGGAAAGUAGAGUUUUUCCUUCUUUCUUGAGGAAGGAGAUAAUGUGGGAAAGUUGGAGAUUGUUUUUUUUUCUCAUGAGUUGAGCGAGUGAAAUUAAGAGUGUUGUCAUUUUCUUGGCUUUGGGAAGAAACGUCAGCUAAUGGAGAGCUGCUGGGGACUGAGAAGAAAGCAAAGGUAGAAAGCUUCAGGAAAAUGUUGAGGGUUUGGAAUAGACUUAAUGGAGAGCAAAUCAGUGAUGAGCACAGGAUUGAAGGCCCAUUUCAGAUUGAAAACGAUGAAUGCCUAGUCUUUAUUCAAAAAAUAGGUCCUCAGUAGUCUGUACUAAGGGCAACUUUGAUUUGUAUUUGUAUAACAACAACUGGAUUAAGUGUUUUCCUAUAGAAUUAUUUCUAUUUUCAUUCUGGCCUAUGUUCCUACCCAGUCUACAUCACUGACAUUUUAGUGUAUUAAGAAACUCCAUUUGCUGGGUAGUAGAGAAGACAGUUCUGCACAGGGCCCCUUAUAUGUUAUGACAGUUUACUCUCACCCUCCAAGUAUUCCAUGACUCCUAAGAGGUACUGGUGGUACAAGGGCCCAGAAUAUUGGAGUUAUGUUCAAUCCUUGGUUAAUUAUGGGCGUAUCUAUCAUUAAGUUAAAAAUCAACCUUAAAUGUUAAGUGGUUAUUAAUGCAUUUGUUUAUAGCGCAACAUUUUCAGACCCUAGCCGUCUGAAAUGGGAGGUUAUUUAAAAUAUGUUCCAGCAACUUAAAAGUAAAGUCAAAUAAUACAUUUCUUUUUAGGGUUUUUUCCUCCAAGGAUGUUUUUCCAAUAAACAGGGUUUUCUCUAUGAAGACUAUUCUUCACAGUUGAUGAAUGCUAAUUUCUUAUUCAAGUACAACAUUCUGGAUCAUUGGCUGUAAAAAAACAUUUUGGUUUAUCACCAACCCUUUCCUAAAGGUAGUGAAAGAUCUGUCACCUUUGAGAAAUGUUCCUAUAGAAUUAUUUGUUCUCUUUUAUAGUAAGUCUCCUCUGGGGAGGAAUGGUUGUGUGCUCAGCCCUAUUUGGGAAACUUUUAAUGGGCAUAAGCUGUCCAUGGUAUAAAAUUAAGAGAGACAACAAAAAGAUUAAAAGCUAUAAUAUAUAUGCUCAAAGAAUUGGUAUUAUUUAGGUGAAAGGUUAUUUGACAGACUUAAACUUUUCUUAUUCUCUCUCCAGAAAACAGCAUGAAUGUGUAUCACAGCGAGAGUUGCAUGGGGUGUAAGAAAGCAUACUAGAAUACGUGCUGGAGUACUGACAUGCAUCAAAAUGUAGUAGGAUAUAUAAUUCAGUUUGUAAUAAUAAGUUUUUAAAAUUUGUUAUUUAUAUUUUAGCAUUAUCUGAAAAGUCUAAUUACAUCAAACCCCAAGGGAU